This is a messenger RNA of Emericellopsis atlantica, 1856 nucleotides long. Its product is annotated as ornithine monooxygenase. Gene Ontology annotation, biological process: intracellular iron ion homeostasis. The record is from RefSeq and is a predicted model, not a curated record. Bases 1 to 1623 code for a protein of 540 amino acids. The transcript is spliced from 3 exons. Lineage: Eukaryota; Fungi; Ascomycota; Sordariomycetes; Hypocreales; Bionectriaceae.
AUGUCACCACAUGCUGAAGACACCUUUGACAGCGAUAGCCUGGACUACCGCGCCAUGAGUGGCUCAUACACAAAUGGCGACAGCACCGCCCACGAUGCCCACGCCAACGGUGCCAGCGGAGCUUCAAGCACUCGUCUCUCAACGCCCGUGAGCCACGGUUCAGACGGGAAGCCUCAGUACCGCGAGAGGUCGCCACAUCUGACCGCAGCCGACCCUGAGAGCGAGCACGACCUCAUCUGCGUAGGGUUUGGGCCUGCGAGCCUCGCCAUUGCUGUGGCUCUCCACGACUCUAUUGCUGCGGGCAAGCAGCUUCGCCCAGAUGGCACCGCACCUCGUGUUCUUUUCAUAGAGAAGCAGCCUACGUUUGCGUGGCACACGGGCAUGCUCCUGCCUGGCGCCAAGAUGCAGAUCUCGUUCGUCAAGGACCUCGCCACCAUGAGGGAUCCCCGUUCAGAAUUCACGUUUCUGAACUAUCUCCACCGUCAAGGCCGUCUGGUCGAUUUCACAAACCUGGGCACCUUCCUACCGGCGCGUGCCGAGUACGAGGACUACAUGCGCUGGGCUGCCUCCUUCUUUGAGCCCGUGGUGCGGUACAGCAAUGAGGUCAUCUCCGUCUCGCCAGACUCGGGGGCCAAGAGCGUCAAGAAUUUCACAGUCCAGUCUCGCAAUGUCGAGACCGGCCAAGUGAGCUCAUUCCGCGGGAGGAACGUGGUGUUUGCGACGGGCGGCGCGCCGUCUCUGCCCAAGAGCUUUCCUCAGAAGCACCCGCGUGUGAUUCACUCGUCACAGUAUGCCAACGUCGUGAACCAAGUCCUCAGCAACCCCAACGCCCCGUAUCGCGUGGCUGUCGUUGGUGCCGGGCAAAGCGCGGCCGAGAUCUUCAGGGACCUGCAGAACAAGUUCCCCAACUCGCACACGCGGCUGCUCAUGAGGCAGGAGUUUCUGCGUCCGAGUGACGACUCGCCAUUCGUCAACUGCGUCUUCAACCCCGAGUAUAUUGAAGACAUGUUUCCUCGAUCAGCCAAGCACCGCAACAACCUGUUGGCCGAAGCGCGCGGCACCAAUUAUGGCGUGGUCCGCCUCGAGCUUAUCGAGGACCUAUACGAGCGCCAGUAUGAGCAGCGUCGUGAGCUAGGACGCGACGACAAGGUCUGGCCGCACCGAAUUUUGGGUGGGCGGCAGAUUCGCAGCCUGGAACCUCUUGCGGAUGGCCGGGUCGACCUGCAUAUUCAGAGUCUCGAGGACAUCACCCCGGAAGGCUUUGUCGGUGUCGAGGAGCAUUUCGAGGCGGACCUCGUGAUCGCCGCGACGGGCUACCAGAGGGGCGCGCACGUCGACAUGCUGCGCGGCGCUUGGGAUCUGCUGCCCAAGGCGCUGCCCAGCAAUGUCCAGUACCGCAAGGGCAUCGCAGGCUGGAACGUGGACACAGAGCACGGCGAGCGAACAAUCGCAGUCGGCCGCGACUACCAGGUCAAGUUUAUCCCUGGGACAGUCGCGGAAGGGUCUGGUGUCUGGUUGCAGGGCUGUUGCGAAGGAACGCAUGGACUGUCGGAUACCUUAUUGUCAGUCCUUGCGACGCGUUCGGCCGAGAUUGUCAAUUCUAUUUUUGCACACAAGCAAUGAUUGGAAGGGACGGGAUGUUGUGACGACGUGGAGGAGACAUGGUGCGAGGUCGCGGUUCAAAAGGUCCUGGUCAGACUAAAACUCGUGUGCAAUGAGGCUAUAGCGUCUGAAACAUAUUCAACGCUAUGAUCGCGUCGGAACCGUGCCGCUGCAGACUGGAGUUAGUCAACACAGAAAUUAGAAAAUACUGCCCAAGUGUAACUGUCGUUACGAUCGCGCUGGUGGUGAGAGUC